AAGUUUGGAAUUCCGGAGUUUCUCAAUGGAAUAGGGAAAGGAGUUGAAACUCAUGUUGCCAAGCUCGAAUCUGAAAUCGGAGACUUCCAUAAACUUCUCGUCACGCGAACUUUGAAGCUCAAGAAGCUAGGCAUUCCUUGUCAACAUAGGAAGUUGAUCUUGAGCUACACCCACAAGUUUAGGGUGGGCCUCUGGAGGCCUAGAGCCGACCUUUUGAAAGCAAAAUAAAGCGAAAAAGCGUAUUGCUACCCACCCACCGGAGGGCACGCCGACAGUAUUCAGUUGAACAGGAUCAACGAGAUUAUAAUUUUGGGGAUCUUUAUAAGGAUCAAAGUUCCCAAAUCCUUGGCCGACAACGAAGAAAUCAUAGCCAUGGAGAUGAAGAGGGUGGCUCUCAAUGCUCAAAAUGCUAGUACCCUGCAAGAUGACCUCCACACUAGCAUUAAAGGGAAGCACCACAACUUUUGUUCCAUUUGAAACAUAAGUUAUAUUUGGCGGUGUACCGGUAUAAUUAAAUGGAUUAGGAGGCAGUCUUGGAAAAUCAGCUGUGUAGACCCCAUUAGAUUUUCUAAAGUAAUAGGCUUGAAGAAUUGCUGUUGAAGGUAAAACAAAAGAAUUAUUGUUAAUAGAGGCUGAAAAUUUCGUGCCAUUAGGUCCUUGGCAUGUCUGAUUUAUCGGGCAUGGGUUGGUUCCGAGACCUAUUGUGAAGAAAAAUUUCUUGUCAACUUUUUGAGGAACAUUAAUCGGGUAUUGAGCAGUGACCAAUCUGCGGAGUCUGCUAGUAUAACUCGUAGCAGUGUUUGUCGAAUUGAUAGGAGGUAGCGAUGGUCUAAUGAACGCAGGUCCUUUGCAUUUGGAAGAAUAAUCCGGUAAAGUUUCAUACUCCAGAAUUCCGGCAACAGUUGUAUUGUCGAUUUGGCCUUGAGAAGUCGAAUAAGGUCUAGCUAACAUCAAGAACUUUUCUUUAGGGGCUAUAGGUUUUGUUUUAAGGAGGACAUUUGUUGUCUGACCAGCCGAAAGGAGCAAAAAAUCAGUUUCGAAAGGCUUAACGUAACUCGCAUCAGCUUCGACUACGGUAAGACUAUGGUUAGCUAUGGUGAAGAAGAGGUCAUGCUCAAGUGCAGCAUUGAUAAUUCUGAGUAGAUAUCUCUUCUUUGGUUUUACCCUUAGCCUGAAUGUAUCUGUAAAGAGACAAAGAUAUCAAAUACAAUGGCAAGUAUGAAA
Mercurialis annua (annual mercury) is the source of this 1224-nucleotide messenger RNA. RefSeq lists its product as uncharacterized. The transcript has 3 exons. NCBI's taxonomy places the organism in Eukaryota, Viridiplantae, Streptophyta, Magnoliopsida, Malpighiales, Euphorbiaceae. The record is from RefSeq and is a predicted model, not a curated record. The annotation marks the transcript as partial.